Tinamus guttatus (white-throated tinamou) is the source of this 861-nucleotide messenger RNA. Lineage: Eukaryota; Metazoa; Chordata; Aves; Tinamiformes; Tinamidae. The record is from RefSeq and is a predicted model, not a curated record.
AUGGUGGCACGAUGGCACCAGGGAUGCGAUGGCGCCGGGACUCUGGGACAUGAGGGACGUGGUGACACAGGGGAUGUUGGGGACAUAGGGACAUGGGGCGGUGACAGCGGGGCCGGGACCGCCGUGUCCCCACCCACGGUGACAUUCCCACGGUGUCCCCAGCUCUCAGGGUUGGCGCUGCGCGUGGGGAUCCUCUUCUACGGGGGCCACCUUGUCACCGAGGGCCACCUCAGCACCGGCGACCUUGUCACCUGCAUCCUCUACCAGAUGCAGUUCACGGAUGCCGUGGAGGUGCUGCUCUCGCACUACCCCAAGGUGACCAAGGCCGUGGGCGCCUCGGAGAAGCUCUUUGAGUACCUGGAGCGGGUGCCGCGCAUGGCGCCCUCGGGGACGCUGGCACCGCGGGACCUCCAGGGCCACCUGCAGCUCCUCGACGUCUGGUUCUCCUACCCCACGCGCGACAGUGUCCCCGUCACGCAGGGCGUCUCGCUGGAGCUGCGCCCGGGUGAGGUCCUGGCACUCGUGGGCGCCGCGGGCAGCGGCAAGAGCACCCUGGUGGCCCUGCUGCAACGGCUGCAUGAGCCCACGCGCGGCCACCUCCUCCUGGACGGCCGCGAGCUGCACGACUACGCGCUGGCCUUCCUGCGCGCCCAGGCGCGCCCGCAUGCCAUCGAGCUUGGUGGCCUCGUCCCCAUUGACCCCCUUGUCAUUGUCACCCGUGGGAACGCCGGCGAGCUCGGUGGCCUCGUGUCUGGGGGACAGCGCCAGGCGGUGGCCAUCGCGCGGGCCCUGCUGCGUGACCCCCGCGUCCUCGUCCUCGACGACCCCACGAGCGCCCUGGACGUCGAGGCCCAGCUGCAG